UUCAGGUUUUUUCGUUUAUUUAGGAUCGAAAGCAAACACGAGGUAAACAUCACCGGUGGACUUAAUGAGUUCAAUGUUAAGUUCUAUGGGCCAUCUGGAACCGCAUACGAAGGAGGAGUUUGGCGUGUACGUGUUGAGCUUCCCGAGAAGUACCCGUUUAAGUCACCAUCAAUAGGAUUUAUGAAUAAAAUUUUCCAUCCUAACAUUGAUGAAGCAAGCGGAUCCGUCUGCCUUGAUGUAAUUAACCAGGCAUGGACCGCGUUGUAUGAUCUAGCAAAUAUAUUUGAGUCAUUUCUUCCGCAGCUUCUCACUUAUCCAAACCCUACAGAUCCUCUGAAUGGUGAUGCCGCUGCUCUUUACCUGCAUAAACCUGAGGAGUUCAAGAAGAAGUGCAAGGACUAUGUAGAACGAUUUGCGUCCGAAGAUGCGUUACGCCGAUUCUUCAACGAAGCAUCCUCCAAACCGGACUAUAGGACAGAGAAGCCUGGUGAUGACUCGGAUAUCUCGAGCAUGUCGGACUUUUCAGAAGAUGAAGCUCAAGGCAUGGAAUUAUGA
Angiostrongylus costaricensis is the source of this 555-nucleotide messenger RNA. The record is from the annotation of a GenBank genome assembly. NCBI's taxonomy places the organism in Eukaryota, Metazoa, Nematoda, Chromadorea, Rhabditida, Metastrongylidae.